AUGAAAAACCCCCAAGAAAAGUCAAACACUUUCGCCGUAACCUACGACGAGUACAAGGCAGCCAGGAAGCAAGCUCAAGACGAAUGGCAUAAAGAACGAAAAGCGCUACGAAAUGAAGGAUGCGUACCAAAAGGCUCUAAGCUGUGUACCCUGACGCCGAUUCUAGAUGACAGUGGGCUUCUACGUGUAGGAGGUCGCCUCAAUAAUUCGGAGUUAUCAAAUUCAGCCAAGCAUCCGCUCAUCUUGCCGAGGAAGCAUCGCAUAUCUCACCUGAUUUUGGAACACGAGCAUCAACAUAAUCUACACCCAGGAGUUUCGGCCCUCUUUGUCAUAGUUCGUCAACGUUUCUGGAUAAUGGGAGCCAGAAAUCUGAUUCGUAAAGUUACUCACAACUGCUUCAGACAGCGAGCACAUACCAGCAACCAACUAAUGGCCGCACUACCGGCAGUGAGAGUUCGGCAAGCAUUUCCGUUCGAAAAUACAGGCUGUGAUUAUGGUGGCCCAAUCAUGAUGAAGCCACAUAAAGGAAGGACCGCUCGAAAGGAAAACGGAUACAUAUGUCUCUUCGUAUGCAUGGCUACCUCAGCUUUACACUUGGAGCUGGCAACAGACCUUAGCACUGAUACAUUUUUGUCUGCUCUGCGUGUGACGAUGUUCAGCGACAAUGGACGAAAUUUCAUGGGAGCCAAAAGAAGUCUUAACGAAAUGGAACAAUUGGUUCAAUCCCAGCUGCACAAUAACAAGAUAGCAGAGGCGUUAUCGAUCGAAGGCAUCAACUGGAAGUUCAUACCGCCACAUGCGCCUCACUGGAGCGGCAAAUGGCUUCAUUUCAAGCUUCAUUCACACCGAGUAAUCGGCCACGCCGUUCUUACAUUCAAACAAAUGCAUACGUUGUUAACACAGGUGGAAGCGGUGAUCAACUCAAGGCCUCUUUGUGCCACUUCCGAUACAGACGUUGGAUAUCUUUCGCCCGCUCACAUGCUGAUCGGUCGUCCUUACACCACAGUGCCAGAUGGAGAUUUGGACCAAGUGCCGCCAAACCGAUUGGAUUACUGGCAGCAAUCUCAGGCCAUGUUGCAAGGCUUUUGGAAAAAGUGGCAUCUUGAGUACCUUACGUCGUUGCAGCAGAGGCCAAAAUGGUUAAUGAAAUCGGCAAACCCGAAGCCUGAUGAUCUCGUACUAGUAAAGGAUUCUCAUACUCAUUAUCGAGACGAUUCCUGGCCCAGACGGUCUAGUACGAGCCCUUAA
Molecule: messenger RNA, 1248 nt
Organism: Drosophila willistoni
Lineage: Eukaryota; Metazoa; Arthropoda; Insecta; Diptera; Drosophilidae
Exons: 1
Coding region: 1-1248 (415 amino acids)
Molecular function (GO): nucleic acid binding
Source: RefSeq, a predicted model, not a curated record